Molecule: messenger RNA, 522 nt
Organism: Cariama cristata (Red-legged seriema)
Lineage: Eukaryota; Metazoa; Chordata; Aves; Cariamiformes; Cariamidae
Gene: MRPL13
Product: mitochondrial ribosomal protein L13
Exons: 5
Biological process (GO): translation; negative regulation of translation
Cellular component (GO): ribosome; mitochondrial large ribosomal subunit
Molecular function (GO): mRNA binding; structural constituent of ribosome
Source: RefSeq, a predicted model, not a curated record
AUGUUAAGUGCUACCUCUCUUUCUCUUUAGCAAUGGGCUACUUUUGCCAGAGCCUGGUAUCUCCUCGAUGCGAAGAUGCAACCACCAGGAAAAAUAGCAGCUGCAACUGUAAUCAGACUUGAAGGCAGGCAUAAGCCUAUUUAUCAUGCACUAAGUGACUGCGGAGAUCAUGUUGUCAUAAUAAAUACAAGACAUAUUGCCUUCUCUGGUAACAAAUGGGAACAGAAAGUAUAUUCUUCACAUACUGGCUAUCCUGGUGGUUUCAAACAAGUGACGGCAACUCAGCUCCAUUUGAAUGAUCCGACCGCUAUUGUUAAGCUGACUGUUUAUAGAAUGCUUCCAAAAAACCUUCAGAGAAGAACUAUGAUGCAGAGGCUGCACCUUUUCCCAGAAGAUGUUAUUCCAGAAGAUAUACAGGAGAAUCUUCUCCAAGAGAUUCCUCAGCCACGAGCAGUCCCCAAGAGGUUAGAUGAAUAUACACCAGAAGAAAUAGCUGCCUUUCCGAAGGUUUGGACUCCGUAA